AUGGCCCCAGUUGAGGAGAAGCAGACAGAGGAGCCCGUCGUCGUCCGAAUGCGCAAUCGAGGUGGCUCAGCCGCGCCGGCCCCACAAGCCACGCCCCUACAGCCGACCAUCCACGAAGAGGAAAAAGAAGAAAAAGAAGAAAAAGAAGAAAUGGCCAACAGCACUGUUCACCAGGCCCUUUUCCGAGGCAUGGGAGUUCUCCAAGAGGGCGAAACGUCUGAGGAGACUGAGGAGAUCCGCAAGCUGAACUCGCAGAUGGACCAUUUGAACGAUUACAUGGGAAAGGUUGAAGAGCGGUUGAAGGAGCACAACAAGAAAAUGAUGGAGACCCUUGAGCACCAGAAAGCAGAGAGGGAGAAGAGGAGACGCAGUUUCCACGAACGACUCCAAACGAACCAACAAGAGGAUGACGACUUCCAGAAACAAAUGGCUGCCAUCCUAGGCCGAGUGAACAACAUGCGAAACCGUGCAUCCGUUUACGACAUUGUAUCCCAAAUGGAAGUCCCGAAAGUCAACCUCAACGCCCAAACC
Molecule: messenger RNA, 531 nt
Organism: Mesorhabditis spiculigera
Lineage: Eukaryota; Metazoa; Nematoda; Chromadorea; Rhabditida; Rhabditidae
Source: the annotation of a GenBank genome assembly